AUGAAGGCCGCUGUGAUCUCGCCCGCGCUCUCGAUCUGGUGGAAGGUCGGCGCUAUCUCCGGCGCCAGCGCUGUGCUGCUUGGUGCGGGCUUUCGGUGCUCAUGGACUCAAGAACCACGUGAAGAACCCGCAUCUGCUCAAGAACUGGGAGACGGCAGCGCACUACCAGUUGAUCCACUCGGUAGUGCUGCUAGCCACGCCCAUGUGUCGACGACCGGGACUAGCGGGAGGUCUCAUCACGACUGGCACGAUGCUCUUCUCCGGCUCGCUGUACGCCCUGACGCUCACGCAGCAGAAGAAGCUCGGCAUGAUAACGGUGCGUAG
Molecule: messenger RNA, 324 nt
Organism: Phytophthora infestans T30-4
Lineage: Eukaryota; Oomycota; Peronosporomycetes; Peronosporales; Peronosporaceae
Exons: 2
Coding region: 1-324 (107 amino acids)
Source: RefSeq, a predicted model, not a curated record